CGAUAUGUCCAGCGUGACCUAACACGUUCAAGUGUGGGAGCAUGUCCCGAACCUUAUGUACAAUGAAGGUCAAGGGCGCCUCGCUUUUAAUCCGCCAGCGUUUGGGCUCCAGACGAGUGGAAAUGCCUGCGAAACGUUAAGAAAGUGAAUACAAUCGGUCAUGAAAGCAUUCGCCUAGAAACAGCAUCCUGCUGUCUCAUAUACGCAUAUAAGACAAGAUAAAAUGAUGCAGAGCAUCGAAUUGAGCUCGACAGCGCUAAGCUCAAUGGUCGUCUAUUGAACCUUAUCACAGAAGGCUGGAUAAGAGGAGAAUUGUAGCUUUCUAUCUCCUGCUCACAUUCGCUCGAUCAUUGCGAGUGGGGAAGAUUGUCGAGGACUGCAAAGAAUCCGAUACGCACGUUAUCAAGCCGAAUACUAUCUCUUCACAUCGAUUUUCGACAAGAGGCAAGAUGGAUUCGAGUUCCACGGCAAAGAACGAUGCACUGGCAGCAAUUUUCGUCCUGGGUCCGUCUUCUAGCGGAAAGACAACGCUAUGCGACGCUCUGGUCGAAGAUCUCUGCCUGGACCGUUCCAAAUAUAUCAAAGAGGUAGCAAGAAAAGUUAUGAGGUCGACUGGAUUCACAAGAAACGAUACGCAUACAUACGACAUGCAAGCCGCAAUCAUGAAAGCGCAAAUAGAAGCGGAAACGCGAGUACUUCACGAUGCGAAGUCCACAUCGGAGGGUUUGGUACUGCUGAGCGAUAGAUCAGCCGUGGAUCCCAUAGUCUAUGCGUUCAGUGCGAAGGUCAAAAUCGCUAAGGAGACGGGAGAGAGACUGUUGGAAGAUCACGAUUUUCGCACGAUACUUCCUGUAUACAGAAGAUCACUUUUUGUGGUCUUGAAGCCGGUACCCGAAUGGUUGUUUGAUGACGGCAUCCGCUCACUCAAGGAUCCAUCGAAGUACACCGACAUGCUCGAGGACAUCCUUACGAAGCUAGGAAUUAAAUUUGUAGAGAUAGGCGAGGAGACGAAGAGCCUUCGUCAAAGAGUUGACAUAGUCAAGAUAUGGAUGAAUGAGUGGCGCGCCGGGAGGUCACUGGAAGCUUUGAAUAUCUGAAUUUGAAACAUGUCUGAGUCUAUUGUAGGCAUGGAGGGGAAACAUCGGCAAAUGAAUUAGAGGAAUAGAUAAAAGAGACGUCGAACUAUCUUGUACGAAGGACAGCUAGUGCUCAUUGCGCAGCCGGUAUGGAGUAAAUCAUGGAAGCAAAACAUCCUUGAGCCUUCAGAAUCCGGCCAGUCGCGCUCAUUAUUACAG
Molecule: messenger RNA, 1295 nt
Organism: Somion occarium
Lineage: Eukaryota; Fungi; Basidiomycota; Agaricomycetes; Polyporales; Cerrenaceae
Source: the annotation of a GenBank genome assembly